Messenger RNA from Bathycoccus prasinos, 1857 nucleotides. RefSeq lists its product with no specific name. The record is from RefSeq and is a predicted model, not a curated record. The transcript has a single exon. NCBI's taxonomy places the organism in Eukaryota, Viridiplantae, Chlorophyta, Mamiellophyceae, Mamiellales, Bathycoccaceae. Gene Ontology annotation, molecular function: calcium ion binding. The coding region runs from base 1 to 1857 and encodes 618 amino acids.
AUGGAGGAAAUGGAGCGUCGCGAUGAGAACGAGGAGAGAGGAAAAGAAGGUUUCGCGUUAUUCCUCCCGCACGAAACGCUCGCGAAAGUCUUCGCGAUAAUCGAUGAAGAUGAUUCAAAGACGAUUUCGGGCGUGGAAUUUUUAACCGCGCUGAGGAACAACACCGGAGGCGUGUCAGAGAUUUUAGAUUCCGCUUUACGAGAUGAAGACGAAGGGAAAAAGAAGAAGGAGAAGAAAACAAAGUUUGGAACGACCGGGGACGAGAACGAGAGGAAGUUUGAGUUAGGGUCGAAGAUUAUCGCCAAGAUUAGCGGCGUCGGUGAAGAAGGGAUUGGUUUGAGUGAAUUCGUGGAAGCGUUUCGAGUGGUCGCCGCGAACGAGGAGGAUAAGGAUGAAAAUGAUGAUGGUGAUGAUGAUGAGGAGGAAAGUGGCGACGCUCAAUAUCGUCGUCGUCGUCGUCGUAACAACGGGGCGACGAGUAAUAGCGGGGGCGAAUCGGAAAUGGACGAGGACUCUUUCGCGUCCAGUCCGAGAAGUCCGGCGGGAGGGGAGGAGUCGUCGAGUAAAGUCGACCCGGUGCGAGCGGCAAUCCUCGAAAAAAGAGAGCACGUGGAGGAGCUGAAGCGAGUGAAACGUAUGACCGCGCUCGUCGCCGAGGCGUGUAAAAGUUUAGUCCGGAAGAAUUUGAAGAAGAAAGAACGAAUGGAGGGACGGAAGGAAGGGUUCAAGAGGUUCAUACCGCGCGUGAAGAAUUUGAAGAAUUUUACGAGUAGGGAUAGGAACAACAACAACAACAACUCGGCGAGCGAGAGCGAGAGCGAUUCGGAGAGCGAGGAUAGCGAAUCGAAUCCGCAUCAAAAAAGCUAUUCGAAAGCGACUCUGAGCAUGGCGCCGGGAAAGGAAAAGAAUGGAAUGACUCGAGAGAAAAAGAUGAGGAAGUUGUUGAAACAGAAAAUGUCGCCGGAAAUCAGAGCGUUGAACGACGAGUUGUACAUCAACGCGCACGUACUGUUGGACGUGUUUAAAGAUUUGAACUAUAGCGGGACCGGUUUGGUCAUCGUGGAUGGUUUUUUACACGUGUACGAACGCAACGACGCAUUUAGACAGGAGUUAAGGAAUGCGAGGAACGAUAAGUCGUCGCAUUCCUCUUUCGAGCAGGACAUGGCGAGAACGGCGACGGAAAUGGGCGGUCGCCGAAGAGAGAGCGUGGACAUCGUGAGUUUCUUUAGUUAUUUCUGUCGCGCGAAAAGCAAGUUGCGACCGAAAUUACCGCCAUUACCGGAGAUACCGAUGAACGAUGGCAUGGUCUCUCCGGGGAAAGCAUCCGUGGAAGGGCCUUCCCGGCAAAGAAGAAACAUUUUGGAGGCGAAAAUUGGCAUCGGAUCGGGCGCGUAUGCAGCGAGCAGAAGGGAGGGUGGAUUUGACGGCGCGAGCGUCAACAGCGUAAGUACCAACGACUCAACGAAGGAAGGCAUCGCGCAACACUUGAAAUUGACGCCGAUGAAGAGCCCGAAACGAUUGACCUCGGCCAUGAAAAAGAUGAAGGUGCGAAAAGACGAGGAAGAGGAAGAUAAAAACGCGAGCGCGAGGCAACGGCUCAACUUUGACCACCCUUCGAGCAGGGAAUCAGGGAAAGAAGGUAUUACCUUAGAGCAUCUCGAUAGCGACACUUCGACGAACACCGAGAAAAACUACAGGAUCUUGUCCAUGGUCCUAGACGAAGACGACCGAAUAAACGAAAUAGAGGACGAGGACGAUGAAAGCCAUAUAGACGAGGAGGCGAAUUUGCGCGGGUUAGAAAUGGAAGCGUUAAUCCACGUCCUUUCCAUGCGAGAGAUGAAUAAAGUGCAUCGAUAG